Messenger RNA from Lolium rigidum, 2067 nucleotides. Its product is annotated as splicing factor U2af large subunit A. The record is from RefSeq and is a predicted model, not a curated record. Lineage: Eukaryota; Viridiplantae; Streptophyta; Magnoliopsida; Poales; Poaceae. Bases 51 to 1853 code for a protein of 600 amino acids. Gene Ontology annotation, molecular function: pre-mRNA 3'-splice site binding; poly-pyrimidine tract binding. Gene Ontology annotation, biological process: mRNA processing. The transcript is spliced from 11 exons. Gene Ontology annotation, cellular component: commitment complex; nucleus; nuclear speck.
ACCCUAGAACAAACAGACCGAGCCGGCCACCGCCGCCGCCGCCGCGUCGCAUGGCCGAGUACGAGGAGCGCUACGAGGGCAACGGAGACCCCUCCGCGGGUGCCUUCACCGGGGGUUCCUCACCGGCCAAGCCUCCCGGGUUCUCCGACCAACCAGACGGCCCUUCCCAGGAGGUUCAACCACAUGAGGGAAGGUCGUCAAAGUCUAGAGAGAGGGACAGAGGGCGAGAGAAUGACAAGGAGCGUGACAGAGACCAUGGAAGAGAUAGAGAAAGGGGCCGGGAGAAGGACAGGGAGAGGGACCGAGGUGACCGUGACCGGGAACGUGACCGGCACCAUAGGGAACACCGUGAAAGAAGUGAAAAUAGGGAGCACCGUGAAAGAAGUGAAAAUAGGGAGCACCGGGAAAGAAGUGAAAAACGGGAGCACCGCGAAAGAAGUGAGAAAAGGGAACACCGCGAAAGAAGUGAAAAAAGGGAGCACCGUGGCCGUUCUGAUGACCAUGACCGUCAUCGGAGCCGUGACCGCGAUGUCGAAAGAAGAGACCGUGACAGAGAUGGUCAUCGCAGGCAUCGCUCACGCUCCCGUUCAAAGGGCCGUGACCGCAGAUCCAGAUCUCGUUCACGUUCUCGUUCCAAGAGCAAGCGGGUGAGUGGAUUUGACCAGGGACCAUCACAAGGCGUUCCUUUAGUUACUCCUGGUGUGACCCCAGGUCAGCUGCCUGCAGUUGCCCCUCUUAUUCCUGGGAUGCUUCCAAACAUGUUCAAUUUCACUGCUCCUACACAGUUCAAUCCUCUAGCUAUGCAGCCACAAGCCAUGACACAACAGGCUACUCGGCAUGCUCGGCGUGUAUAUGUUGGUGGACUUCCUCCAACUGCUAAUGAGCAAACAGUUGCUAUAUACUUCAAUCAAGUUAUGGCUGCUAUUGGAGGAAACACAGCUGGUCCUGGUGAUGCUGUUCUUAAUGUAUACAUAAACCAUGACAAGAAAUUUGCUUUUGUGGAGAUGAGGUCCGUGGAGGAAGCAAGCAAUGCAAUGGCCUUAGAUGGUAUAAUGUUUGAGGGAGCACCUGUGAAGGUCAGAAGGCCAACAGAUUAUAAUCCUUCUCUGGCUGCUGCACUGGGUCCAAGCCAGCCAAACCCCAAUCUCAACCUUGGUGCUGUUGGCUUGACACCUGGCUCAGCCGGAGGUUUAGAAGGCCCUGACCGCAUCUUUGUUGGUGGCCUCCCUUAUUACUUCACCGAGGCUCAAGUGCGGGAGUUGCUUGAAUCCUUUGGACCAUUGCGAGGAUUUGAUCUUGUGAAGGAUAGGGAGACAGGCAACUCGAAAGGAUAUGCCUUCUGUGUAUACCAGGAUCUUAAUGUCACUGACAUUGCCUGUGCUGCCCUUAAUGGUAUCAAGAUGGGAGACAAGACCCUCACAGUUAGGCGAGCAAAUCAAGGCACUUCUCAACCAAGGCCAGAGCAAGAAACCAUCCUGUUGCAGGCACAUCAGCAAUUGCAGAUGCAGAAAAUCAUGCUCCAAGUUGGUGGAGCUCUACCGACAAAGGUGGUAUGCCUGACCCAGGUCGUUUCAGCAGAUGAACUGAGAGAUGACGAGGAGUACGAGGACAUUUUGGAAGACAUGAGGGAAGAAGGGCGCAAAUAUGGUAACCUGGUCAAAGCUGUGAUCCCACGACCUGACCCCAGCGGUGCUGUUGUUCCUGGAGUUGGAAAGGUGUUUUUGGAAUAUGCAGAUGUUGAUGGCUCGACCAAGGCAAAGACCGGGAUGCAUGGCAGAAAGUUUGGUGGGAACCAGGUGGUAGCAGUUUUCUACCCUGAGGACAAGUUUGCGGAAGGAGAUUAUGAUGAUUAGAUGAAAUCCUCUGCAUAGUUGUCACCCAUAUCUCUGUGUUUACUUAGUUUUCAAGUUGCAUCGUUUUGUGUGUUCGUGGAACCAUCUGCCGGAUAUAUGAUCUGAACUUUGUUGGACAAGUACAUUUGUGCUUCUGCCUUCUAUGAAAAUUCGAGUUUAGGCUCCUUGGUACGACUGGUUGUACAAAUUUGGUCAAGGAUUUUUUUUUGAGUUA